Molecule: messenger RNA, 552 nt
Organism: Nicotiana tabacum (common tobacco)
Lineage: Eukaryota; Viridiplantae; Streptophyta; Magnoliopsida; Solanales; Solanaceae
Product: dammarenediol 12-hydroxylase-like
Biological process (GO): sterol metabolic process
Molecular function (GO): oxidoreductase activity, acting on paired donors, with incorporation or reduction of molecular oxygen; heme binding; monooxygenase activity
Source: RefSeq, a predicted model, not a curated record
AUGGCCCUUCUCUUUUCUUUUCUUCUAUAUUACUAUUUCAUUAACAAAAGAAAGCUGCCACAUUCAAGACAAGCUGCUGCUAAUGAUCUUCCUCCAGGAAGUUUUGGGUGGCCUUUUGUGGGUGAAACGUUGGAUUAUUUGUCCAAUGUCAAAAAUGGGAGCCUAGUCAAGUUUCUAACACAAAGAAGGAGCAAAUACUCUUCAAAUAUUUUCAGCACCUCAUUGAUUGGGCAUCCAAUGGUGAUCUUAUCUGGUGCCAAGGGCAACAAGUUUCUAUUCUCAAAUGAGAAUAAGCUAGUCCAAGUCUGGUGGCCGAGUUCUAUUGACAGAAUAUUUCCCAAGACUCAUAAGAAAGCUAAUCACGAGGACUUUGCAAGCACGCGCAAAUUGCUAUCAGCGCCUCUCAGAUCAGAGUCUCUUCAAAGAUUUGUAGGCGUAGCCGAUGAUAUUUUGAGACGCCAUCUUCAGACGGACUGGAAUCGCCCACAAAUUAAGGUUUUACCUGCAGUUAGGAAGUGCAUAUAUUCUCAUUGGACUGCAAAUUAUUCCUAA